Messenger RNA from Leucoraja erinaceus (little skate), 3906 nucleotides. RefSeq names its product NADPH oxidase 1-like. Gene Ontology annotation, biological process: superoxide anion generation; defense response. The record is from RefSeq and is a predicted model, not a curated record. The coding region runs from base 111 to 1808 and encodes 565 amino acids. Gene Ontology annotation, molecular function: superoxide-generating NAD(P)H oxidase activity. The transcript has 13 exons. Gene Ontology annotation, cellular component: NADPH oxidase complex; plasma membrane. Lineage: Eukaryota; Metazoa; Chordata; Chondrichthyes; Rajiformes; Rajidae.
ACUACUUCCUUGAAGUCUGGUUUGGCCAACACCCAUCCCACCCUAUUCAUCAAGUAUAAAAUAUGAAGUGACUGCUUUAUUCCCAUUCAAGUCAGAGGAGCCCUGGAACCAUGAGCAACUGGGUGCUUAAUCAUGGCCUGUCUGCCCUGGUCAUUGUGGUGUGGCUGGGAAUCAACAUCUUUCUAUUUGUCUAUUACUUUCACUUUUACGAAUAUAAUACAGAAUUUUACUACACAAGACAAAUUACUGGAUCUGCCCUGGCCUGGGCUCGCGCUCCAGCUGCCUGUCUCAACUUCAAUUGUUUGUUGAUCCUGCUGCCUGUCUGUCGCAAUUUAUUGUCCUUCCUCAGAGGAUCCUGUGUGUGCUGUAGAUGCAGUGCCCGGAAACAGUUGGACAAGAACAUCACAUUCCAUAAACUUGUGGCGUACAUGAUCGCAUUGCACACGGUAAUUCACAUUGUGGCGCAUUUAUUCAACUUUGAACGGUUCAACGACAGUCAGCAGUCAACUGGACAGACGCUGGAUGCGGUCCUAUCCCGCGUUGGCAACAAUGACAGCAAAUGGUUGAAUCCUAUUCGGUCUAAUGAGACGACCCCCUCCUAUAUUACAUUCACCACCAUAGCUGGAUUAACUGGAGUUAUCAUCACGCUUGCCCUCAUCGUCAUGAUCACAUCCUCAACAGACACCAUUCGGAGGUCAUAUUUUGAGGUCUUCUGGUUCACACACCAUCUCUUUGUCAUAUUUUUUGCUGGACUUGUCAUCCAUGGAAUUGGCCGCAUUGUUCGUCAACAGACCGAGGAGAGCAUGGAGGUACAUGACUUCCUGUUCUGUCAAAAUCGUACUGCAGACUGGGGGAGCAUCGCUGAAUGUCCAAUCCCUACUUUCAGGGGAGGAGCUCCUAUGACUUGGAAGUGGGUGCUUGCCCCAAUGAUCUUGUACGUCUUUGAGAGACUACUACGACUGUAUCGAUCACAACAGAGUGUUGUUAUCACCAAGACUGUUGUUCAUCCGUCAAAAGUCCUUGAACUUCAGUUGCAGAUGAAGAAUUUUAAAAUGGAAGUGGGACAAUACAUCUUCAUCAACUGUCCAUCCAUCUCACAACUGGAGUGGCAUCCCUUCACUCUGACCUCUGCUCCAGAAGAUGAUUGUUUCAGUGUACAUAUUCGAUCAGCUGGUGACUGGACAGAUAGCAUGUUCGAAACAUUCGGAGGAGAUAAAUUUGAGAGACUAAAACAAAUUCAACCAAGGAUUUCAGUGGAUGGUCCUUUUGGUACGGCUAGUGAAGAUGCCUUCCAUUAUGAGGUCAGUGUUCUAAUUGGAGCCGGCAUUGGAGUGACGCCAUUCGCAUCUGUUCUCAAAUCUAUCUGGUACAAAUAUGAGAACUCUGACGCUGGACUGAAAACCAAGAAGAUUUACUUCUUCUGGAUCUGUCGAGAGACUCAGGCGUUUGAAUGGUUCUCUGACUUACUCCGAUCACUUGAGAGCAACAUGGAGCAAUUGGGCAAACCCGAUUUUCUCAACUACAAGCUUUUCCUGACCGGCUGGGAUUCUGCACAGGCUGUUCACUUCAAGGUGCACUUUGAUAAAGAGACUGAUGUAGUGACUGGACUCAAACAGAAAACACACUAUGGUAGACCCAACUGGGACAAAGAGUUUCAUUUGAUUGCACAAGCACACCCCAAGACAACAAUUGGAGUCUUCUUGUGUGGACCACAACCUUUGGCUAAAGCUUUAGAACAAUGCACAAACAAGUACUCUGAGAUCAACCCCUUGGGUGUUCACUUCCAUUUCAACAAGGAGAACUUCUAGUUUUCAGGGGAAAUACCUGGCAAAAAAAAAAAACACACAAGGAAGAAUUCUAAUUUUAUGGGAUCCAGCUUCCCUCUCUUCUCACAAACUUUAAAAUUCUGAUUUCAUAGAAGCACAAUGACUUGAAACACAUUUCUGUGAAGCUUACAAUUCAGACGGCUAUUUUCUCCCCAUUUUAAUCGAUGUCAAAGUAUAGACUGUCUAUGUUUGGUGUGCAUCGGCUCCUCAGAAUCAUUGCACCAUUCAAUAAAACAAUGGUUAAUUCUCUACCCAAGGCCUUAGAACAUCAACUUUUGUUUUGUUUUCUCCACAAAUGUUGUCUCAUCUGCUGGGAUUUCCAGCAUUUUUUACAUUGAAACUCAUUGCUCACUUGUAGUACGAAUCAAAAAGGUGAAUGGUAACAUUUAAGUAAUGUUUGAUAAUUGCACGAGUUAUGAACAUAAUCAACCUUUACUGUUGCAUACAUUUAAGCGUCAAACUACUCAAAUAUAUUGGCCCCAUGGGCUCAAGGUCUUGUCUGUAAAUUAUAUAGCAAUUUAAUGUUUUUAGGAAGGAUAUAGUUAUUUAAUAUUCCCCUAGCUCAACAGCCUAAGAUUUUUUAAUAUGAAAGGUUAAACUUUUAUAAGAACUCAUAAGACAAUAUGGCUAAAGCAUAAGUAAGUAAUACUAUAAAGAGUGUUGGGGGUGAACAUGAUUUCUACCAAUUAUGUUAUUGUUUGUUGGGACAAAAUGUUUAAGCUAUAUUAACCAUGAAUGAAAUGCAUAGAUAGCGACUUGGUCAUAUGGAUUCUGAACUGUCUUACUGAUAGCAGAGGGUGGUGGAGGAAAGACACCAUUCAGGCUGGAGGUCUGUAACCAAUGGAGUUCCGCAGGGAUCUGUGCUUGGGCCCAAAGAUCUUAGAGCGGAGCUUGGGCCGGUAAAUCAAAUAAUAGAGGGCAUAGUUUUAUGUGAGAGGGCAAAGUUUAAAGGCAUUUAAAAUAAUUGCUGGCUUUUAAAAGACUUUUGGAUAGGUGUUUGCAUAUGCAGGGAAUGGAAGGAUAUGGGUUGUGUGCAGUUAUACAAGAGAUGAUCUUGGCAUCAUGUUCGGCACAUACAUUGUGAUCCAAAGAGCCUGUUCUUGCGCUGUACUGUUUUAUGUUCUGUCAAUUACACACGUAUAAGAUUUAUUUUAUUCUGCUCCAAACCCACCUUUAUUGCAAUUUAGAAUCCCACUGCCAUACUCAAAAAAGAAACUAGCAUACAUGUUCUACCUCAUCCUUUGUGACCUUGGGUAGGUUAAGCGGUCCUUUAAGGGAGUAACAAUGUGAAGUGGUAAAGAGGUAUAGGAGGGAAUUCCAGAGGUCAUGACAUGAUAGUGAAAACAUGACUGGCAAUAGUGAGCGACAAGGUUAGGUGAUGGCUGCGGGGUAGAUUGUAAUUGGGAGCAACAGACAAUGGCUGAGAUUCAGAGAAAUGUUUAAGGAGAACAUGUUUAAAGAAGAUUCCCAACUGAAACGUCCCCUAUUAUGUCAUCCAGAGAUGCUGUCUGACCUUCUGAGAUACUCCAGCACUUUGUGUUCUAUGCAAGAUUCCAGUACCAUGUCUACAGAAUAUUGUUGAUCAAUAUAACCUUAAACCCACAAAGCAGAACAAAAUACACAAGUCUGACUUAAAUUUAUAAAAUUUGUCCACCUGUGUCAGUCAGAGAAUAGAAUAUUCAAAACAGUUGUCCGCUUGGUGGGCACUCUGCUGGUCAAACUGCUCCCAAAUCAUACAUCCAUCAACUCCAAAAAAAAUAUCCGGAAUGCUAAGAGCUGCUUUUCUAAUCCUGCCAGAAGUAGAUUCAGACUGCCAGUGGAGUGAUGCUCAAACAACAGUUCUAAUUAUUCAUUGACUUGGGGGUGGGGGGGGUGGGAUACAAUAUUUAGAAUUUUAGGACCAUACUGGUACCUCUCAGAACACAUGCAACAUGGUUAAAGUUCAAAUCAUUUUCCAUAUAUUUCUGGGCACUGUUAAUUAGGCUAUUGUGGAAUCCCUAAGGUGUACACAUUGAAUUAACUGUAAAGUAUAUAAUUUUUAUGUUUACACAACUUGCAAUAAAUAAAGAUACAAAACUGA